AUGAGGAUCACUCGGGUGGUUCUCGUCUCGCUGCUACUGGCUCUUCUCCUUGCGACCAGUGCGCUGGGAAAGAAGGACGGCGGAAACGGCAACGGUAACGGUAAUGGCGGCGGCAACGGGAAGGGCGGAGGCAAAGGUGGCGGGAAGGGCGGCGAAAAUGGCGGCGGCAACGGGAAGGGUGGAAACGGAGGGGGGUGGAAGGGGCCGAAAUUUCCGGGUGGUGGGAAAGGAAAGGGCAAGAUCGCGGGAGCGGCGUCAGCGACGCUACGCGGAGAGCAGGUGGUGGAUGCUAGCGGGAACUCGAUUGGCGAUAAGGACGCCACAGGGGUCAUCGAUCUCGUGCUCAUCAAGAACGACACCGUCUACGACCUGUACUUCCAAGUCGGCAUCGCGCUGACGGAUUCCGGCGAGCCGACGUCCGUCACCGUCAACGAAGGAGCCGAAGGAACUAACGGAAAUGUGGUCAUGGACUUCACAAGUGAUAUCACAUGGACGGAUACUACCGGGAAAGCCGUGGCGGGCCCUCGUUAUGGCCGCAAGGGCAACGGCUGGGGGUGGGGCGGCCGCGGCAAAGACAACUCCCUCGGCAACUUGUCCUCGUACUACUAUAGGGGCGUGAUUCGCGACGCGUCGUCGCGCACUAAUGACCAGGGCGACACGUACUUAGUGGCCAUGCAAAACCUUCUGGACUCGCCCGGGUCGUACUAUGGGCUCGUUAAGACUGCCGCGUAUGCGGAUGGCGCGGCAAGGGGGCAGUUCAGGAAGGGGCCUAAAGGAUGGGGCGUGUGGCGGAACCGGGGAUUCUGCUUCAACUGUGUCUGA
Molecule: messenger RNA, 822 nt
Organism: Closterium sp. Naga37s-1
Lineage: Eukaryota; Viridiplantae; Streptophyta; Zygnematophyceae; Desmidiales; Closteriaceae
Source: the annotation of a GenBank genome assembly